Messenger RNA from Sphaerodactylus townsendi, 827 nucleotides. It is a transcript of the gene RBFA, whose product is annotated as ribosome binding factor A. The coding region runs from base 1 to 792 and encodes 263 amino acids. The record is from RefSeq and is a predicted model, not a curated record. The transcript is spliced from 7 exons. Gene Ontology annotation, biological process: rRNA processing. NCBI's taxonomy places the organism in Eukaryota, Metazoa, Chordata, Lepidosauria, Squamata, Sphaerodactylidae.
AUGCCUCCGCGGCAUCCCAACCCCAGCCGCCAGGUGAGCAACACGGGCCUCCGGCACCCGCACGAAUGCAGCCGCGCCCGGGUCUGCCCGAUGCCAGCGUCCACCGAGGACAAAGCCUGUCCUCGACGUCUGCGAGAUGGGCGACUCUGCGCUGCCACCGCGGCUUGCACGGCGGCCAGUGCCCUGGCAGUUUCCCAGCCAUUGGUCCUUGGGGCCAAUCUCUUCCAGAGAAGGAUGGCAGAAAAAGAAGAUGAGAAAGUACAACGUGACUACAGUCCAGAUCUUUGUCUCCAAAGGUUUGAGAUCCUUGCUCGUCACAAGGUUCUCUAUGAAAAAGAAAUACAUAAGCCAUCCAGCUUGAACAGUAUUUUAAAGACUGCUCCAACAAAAGUUAGAAAAGAAGACAGCAUACGAAAAAGAACCCUGGAUGUUCUGUUAUAUAAAAAUGUGAGAGAUAUUCUGGCUACUUGUGAAGCUGGCGAAGAACUUUACAAUCUCAACAUAGAACUGUCUAAAGGCUCUCUUGCACCGGAUUUUUCAGCAUGUCGUAUAUAUUGGAAGACUACUGGUAACAUAGAACAAGAUGACCAUAUUGAUAAGAUUCUGCAGCAGAGUGCUCGACGUAUAAGACACAUUCUGAUUAAAAAUCAGGUCCUGGGAACUGUUCCUCCAAUAGUAUUUGUUAGAGACAAAGCAGAUGCCAUGGUGCAAGAGGUUGAGAGGUUAUUGGCAGUUGCAGAUUUUGGGCCUGCAGAAGAAGAAAACGAAUUGGAUGAAAAUGAUUUCAGGUAGAUUAAAAAAAAAAUGCCGAUCCAGUUAAGAGUGUC